This is a messenger RNA of Xenopus laevis (African clawed frog), 1904 nucleotides long. It is a transcript of the gene hmgxb4.S, whose product is annotated as HMG box domain containing 4 S homeolog. The record is from RefSeq and is marked validated. Lineage: Eukaryota; Metazoa; Chordata; Amphibia; Anura; Pipidae.
GGGACCAGGACUGCAGGCUGAGUGUGCAGGGGAAUUAACAUGCAGGGACUCUAGCAACACAGUCAUCCAAGUUGUGUCCACAAAGUGACGUUUACAUUCUUGUGAGAAACUGAGGAAGGCUUAGCCAUGUCCUACCGUGAUUUAAGAGAAUGCAUAGAUUCGGAGCGUGGAACGGAGGAUGUAGGUUUGGCUGCUGGCAGAAGCCAAAGGGAAAAGAAGCGAUCAUAUAAAGAUCUGCUGCGUGAGGAGGAGGAAAUCGCUGAACAAGUCCGGAAGUCCUCCAAAAAGAGAUCCAAGGAAUUAGAUUUAUUUUCGGGAAACGAAUUGCACAAAAAGAAGAAAAAGCAUUCUUCAGACGACUAUCAUGCAGAUCACUCUACAGAUUCUGCAAAGAAGAAAAAGAAAACUUCACUUCCUAGUCCUUCUUCUUCAGACACGGCUAUGGAUCUUCUGAAAGCCAUUACCUCUCCCCAAGCAGAUACCUCCACCACACACCCCUCCAAGAAGCCAGAAAAAAUCCUGGCGACUCCCAUCAGCUUUUCAUCCCCCAGUCAGCCACCUCAUAAAGACUAUCACAAAAAAAGUGGAGAAGUAUCUGGGGAUGAUUCUUCCCAUCGAUCAAAGAAAUCAAAACCUCUUACUCUGCGGGAGCCAGAUGGCUUAAGAAUGAAACUAAUUAUGUCUCCCAAUGAAAAGAGUGAAGAAGAGGCAGUCUCACCACAAGGGGGUCCAGGACAUAGUGAUAGUGCAUCUUCUAAGAAAAACAGUAAGAAAUUGGGAAGAGAAGAAAUUGAGAGCAGGUCCAGCCACAAGAAACACAAAAAGCAAUCCUAUACACCACGGUCUGGUGGUACGCCUGAUUCAGCAUCAUCCACUGGUGGAGAGCUGGACGCUGGGGAACUGGUCAUUGAUGACUCUCUUCGCGAUAUGAAGAAAAAGAAGAAAUCAAAGAAAAGCAAAAAGAAAAAAGAUAAACACAAAGAUGAGAAACACAAGAAACAUAGCAAAAGUAAACGAGAGCAUGAGGUGGAGCAAAGUCAAACACAAAUUGCCUCUCCUGGGCUGCCUUCACCUCCUCCUCCCCCUGCUACAACACCACCAACUUCACCACCAUCCAUACCUCUUCAACCACAAGCACUCGUUACUCACACAGAAGAGCAAUCCGAUAAGAAGAAGAAAAAAGAGGACCCAGAGAAGCCCAAGAAGAAGAAUAUGUCUGCUUACCAGGUCUUUUCCAAAGAAUAUCGAGUCAGCAUCAUUGCAGAGCACCCAGGAAUUGACUUUGGGGAGCUAAGUAAGAAACUUGCUGAGGUUUGGAAGCAGCUUCCUGAAAAAGAUAAACUUGUUUGGAAACAAAAGGCUCAAUAUCUCCAGCACAAGCAGAACAAAGCAGAGGCCACUACUGUGAAACGUAAAUCCAGCUCCUCUGAGUCUGCUCCAAAGAGCAAAGGCUCAUCUUCUGGUCUUGUCUCCCCAAACAAAAAGUCACCAACCAGUGUUGCCUCCUUCUCCACCUCUCCAGCCAAGGUCCCUGACACAGAGCCAAUUGAUGUAGCUGCACACUUGCAGCUGCUAGGUGAAUCUCUGAGCCUGAUUGGACACCGUCUUCAGGAGACAGAGGGAAUGGUUGCUGUGUCUGGCAGUCUGUCUGUGCUACUGGAUUCCAUCCUAUGUGCCCUGGGCCCAUUAGUAUGUCUCACAAGUCAUGUGCCUCAGCUGAAUGCCUGCCCCAAGCAAAUCCUGUCGAAUACAUUGGACAACAUCGCCUACGUGAUGCCGGGCUUAUGACCGUGACCGGGACUUGCCAGUAAAGAAAAGAAUAAAUAAAGGGCAUCAGAUGCCAGAUUUUAUAGUUGUACAGUAUUGUAUACUUUUUGCGUCUUUUAGUUCAUUUUAGAAGGCAG